Vicia faba (fava bean) is the source of this 369-nucleotide messenger RNA. The record is from the annotation of a GenBank genome assembly. NCBI's taxonomy places the organism in Eukaryota, Viridiplantae, Streptophyta, Magnoliopsida, Fabales, Fabaceae.
AUGCCACCGGAACUGAGACAAAUGAUUACCAGAUCUCUCUUUGAUAUCGUCAAGGAGCAUGGUCCAAUCACCAUUUCUAAUACAUGGGAACGCGUCCAGGAAGUUGGACUGAAAGAUUUGACAAGCAAGAAUCACAUGAAAGUAGUUUUGAGAUGGAUGAGAGAGCGACAGAAGCUUCGUCUUGUUUGCAACCAUGUAGGUGCUCAUAAACAAUUCCUCUAUACUACUUGGUUUACCAAACCAGGUACUAUUCAGGCUGCAAUAGCAACUCCGACAACUACAACAGCACGAGAAGCUUUGCAAGCAAGGCUCGGAGUCAGGGAACAGAUGAACCUAAAACUGAACGCGUUUCAAAAGAGAUCAAAAUGA